UAUUUCUCCUUAUUUUCUCUGCAAUAUUUACUCUAAUUUAGUUUAUUUUUCUUUUUGGGAAAGUGACUAUUCUUUUGUACAAUUAUUUGAUAACAAAGCUUUGUUUUUCUCUUUGGAAACAAUUUCUCGAGUUUUGGAGAGGGUUUUGACGGAUAAUUGUGCUUGGUUUGACGUCGGAGUUGGUUUUAUUAUUGAUGAGUAACGGAAGUUAUCAUUGAAUUUGAGAAUCUGAAUCGAGGAUCUGUGGUGGUUUUGUUGAAAUGGUGGAGGAUCGAAUAGAAAGUUCAGCUGAAUGGUGGUGAUCGAAAGAAAAAAAUAGUUUUGGAUCCGAUCGGGGGAGUUAAAGCGCCAUCAGAUGGCGCUGUUCAGACGAUUGUUUUACCGGAAGCCGCCGGAUCGGCUUCUCGAGAUCUCAGAACGAGUCUACGUAUUUGACUGUUGCUUCUCCACGGAUGUGUUGGAAGAAGAUGAUUACAAGGUGUACAUGGGUGGCAUUGUGGCGCAGCUACAAGACCAUUUUCCUGAUGCUUCUUUCAUGGUAUUUAAUUUCAGAGAAGGGGAGAAGCGUAGCCAAGUAUCAGACAUUUUAACUCGAUACGAUAUGACUGUUAUGGACUACCCACGGCAAUAUGAGGGAUGUCCGCUGCUGCCGCUUGAAAUGAUUCACCACUUCCUUCGAUCGAGUGAAAGUUGGUUGUCGUUGGAAGGACAGCAGAAUGUGCUUUUGAUGCACUGUGAAAGAGGGGGAUGGCCCAUACUUGCUUUCAUGCUUGCUGGUCUUCUGUUAUAUCGCAAACAGUACACUGGUGAGCAGAAGACUCUUGAAAUGAUCUACAAGCAAGCUCCUCGGGACCUUCUGCAGCUUCUUUCUCCUUUGAACCCUCAGCCAUCCCAGUUGAGAUAUCUUCAGUAUAUUUCUAGAAGAAAUUUGGGUUCUGAUUGGCCUCCCUCAGAUACACCACUAUUUUUGGAUUGCCUAAUUCUUAGAGUUCUUCCACUCUUUGAAGGGGGAAAAGGGUGCAGGCCAGUUGUCCGUGUUUAUGGCCAGGACCCGAAAACACCAGCCAACCGAAGUUCCAAGCUUCUGUUUACAACUUCGAAGAAGAAAAAACAAAUUCGUCACUUCCUAAAGGAAGAGUGUGCAUUGGUGAAAAUGGAUAUUCAUUGCCGUAUUCAAGGGGAUAUUGUGCUUGAGUGCAUUCAUUUGGAUGAAGAUUUGGUACGGGAAGAGAUGAUCUUCAGAGUUAUGUUCCACACGGCGUUUGUUCGAGCAAAUAUUUUAAUGUUAUACCGUGAUGAGAUUGAUGUAUUGUGGGAUGCCAAGGAUCAGUUUCCAAAGGAUUUCAGAGCAGAGGUACUUUUUAUGGAUCCUGAUGCUGCUGCACCUGGUCUCACUAGAGUAGUAGCAAGUGAAGAUAGGAGUGUGAUAGAAAGUGCUUCACCAGAGGAAUUUUUCGAAGUUGAAGAGAUCUUCAGCAAUGCAGUCGAUGCAGUGGAAGGAAAGGUGAAUGACAGCAAUUCGAUAGUUCCUCACAACAAACCAGAUCAGAAAGAUGUCUGGAGGGAGGAUGUGGAUCCUCCUACAUUUCAAGAUUGUGCGUCAGAUGAUGGGAUUCACAAACAGGAUGCAUCGGUGUAUUCUAGUAUAGAUGCAGUGAAGGACAUAGCAGUGGAUGAUGUGAACUACAAAUUAGAUGAGAUUAAUUCCGACAUUAAUUCAGUGAAAGAUAUAGCAAUUGAUGAUGGAGCCAUGAAAAUUGAUUCAGUGGUAUUUACUGCUGAUGUGCCAAGAGCUAGAGAAACCAGGGAAGUUAUAGAAGAUGUGAUUGACAAAUUAGAAGAGAUAGAAGAUAAAGGAAACAGAGACAAUACUAUUCCGCCAAAGAAGUCGCGGUUUAAAAUGUUUGAACAAAGCUUGAAACCUGACGUUUCCCAACCUAAACCUGAGGAACUAAUGCCUGCUUCAAAGAAACAGGCUGCACCUGACGCAGAACCAGCUUUAGAUUCUGUUUUGGUGAAACCAAAAAGCGAACAACUCGAACCUCAGGCCCCUCCUACAAGACAAGCAAAGCCUAAUAUCAUAUCUCGGUGGAUCCCUCCUAACAAUGCCGCUCAUGUUAAGCCAAUGCAUGUGUCAUACCCACCGUCAAGAUAUAAUAGUGCACCACCUGUACUUUCCUGUAUCACAUCUUUGACGGAAUCAGAUUCAGGUUCCAAUAUUGAAGGCUCUACUGGAGCUUUGGUAUUGAAGGAUGUUUCAUCUGAGCAAAACAGAGAGACGUUUGAGCCUUUGAAGGGUACAGACUCUCCAAAAGAAAUAUCCACAACUCCAAUAAUUCCAGCAUCAACUAUUGGUCUACAGCAGUCAGUCUCUGUUCCACCUAGCUCUCCACCUACACACUUGCCAUCUCGACCACCGCCGCAAUCACCUCCUCCUCCCCCAUUUUCCAGCAAGCAGGCUGCCGAACUGGUGUUGCCUCCUCCAGCUCCACCACCUUGGAAAUCUGGGUAUUUUUCAGAUGCCCCUAGUGUAGCAUGUUCUCCUCACAGUACUUCUAUCAAAUCAAGCACAUUAAAACUUGGUAAUGUUCCCCCUCCCCCACCAUUUCCAGGUGCUAUGACUCCAUCCUUCAUGCGUGGAAUGCCAUCAGCCCCUCCUCCACCCCCACUCCCUCCAUUUUCUGGAGCUCCAGCUCCAGCUCCCCCGCCUCCACCAGUGCCUCCUCAUCAUGGGGCUUCUCCACCACCAUCGCCUCCUCCUUUGUUGAGAGGAACUCAAGAGGCACCUCCACCAUUAGGAGGGAAGUCUACUGCCGUACCUCCUCCACCUCCACCACCUCCAUUGAAGUCUAGUGUCUCACCUUCUCCACCUCCACCACCCACAUUGAUGUUUGGUGCCCCACCUCCUCCCACAUUGAUGUCUGGUGUCAUACCUCCACCAUCUCCACCACCCACAUUGAUGUCUGGUGCCCCUCCUCCAACUCUUACCCCUUUGCGUGGAGUGCCACCUCCACCUCCUGCCCCACAUCGAGCACCACCACCCCCUCCUCCUCCGUUGAUGUCUGGUGCCCCACCUCCUCCAUCGCCACCACCCCCUCCCCCUUCGAGUGGAGUGCCACCUCCACCUCCUCCCCCACAUCGAGCACCACCACCCCCACCUCCUGUGCAAGGAGCGCUUGCACCACCCCCACCUCCCAUGCGUGGAGUGCCAACACCGCCUCCACCUCCUAUGCGUGGAACGCCUGCACCGCCCCCACCUCCUAUGCGUGGUGCUCCUCCAGCUCCUCCAGGUGGAGCACCACCUCCACCGCCGCCACCUGGAGGUCGAGCUCCUGGCCCUCCAGCUCCACCUGGAGCUCCUCGUGGUGCACCUCCGCCUCCACCAGUGGGUGCUAGAGCAACUGAUGUGAGAGGAAGAGGGCGUGGGCUAUCACGUCCUGGGGCAACUGCAACACCUCGGAGAUCUUCCUUAAAACCAUUACACUGGAGCAAGGUUACAAGGGCAGUUCAAGGAAGCUUAUGGGAAGAAUUGCAAAGAUACGGAGAGCCUCAAAUUGCACCUGAAUUUGAUGUGUCAGAGAUUGAGACUCUUUUCUCUGCUGUUGUUCCUAAACCUGCUGAUGCUGGGGGUAAAUCUCGAGGACAACGCAAAUCGGUUGGAUCAAAGCCUGAAAAAGUUCACUUGAUUGACUUGAGGAGGGCCAACAACACUGAAAUUAUGCUCACUAAAGUUAAGAUGCCACUUUCUGAUAUGAUGGCUGCAGUUCUAGCAAUGGAUGAUACAGUAUUAGAUGUUGAUCAAGUGGAAAAUCUCAUUAAAUUUUGCCCCACUAAAGAGGAAAUGGAACUUCUAAAGGGCUACACUGGUGACAAGGAGAGUCUAGGGAAGUGUGAACAGUACUUUUUGGAGCUGAUGAAAGUGCCGCGAGUGGAGUCAAAAUUAAGAGUGUUUUCCUUCAAGAUUCAGUUCGGUUCUCAGAUUUCUGAAUUUAAGAAGAGCUUGAACACUAUAAAUUCUGCAUGUAAUGAGGUACGGAAUUCCCAUAAAUUAAAGGAGAUCAUGAAGAAAAUUCUCUAUCUGGGAAAUACAUUGAACCAAGGAACCGCAAGGGGUUCUGCUAUUGGAUUUAAGUUGGACAGUCUUCUAAAGCUCACAGAUACACGUGCUUCUACCAGCAAGAUGACGCUUAUGCAUUAUCUUUGCAAGGUUCUAGCUGCCAAGGCACCCACGCUUCUGGAUUUUCACCUUGAAUUUGUUAGCCUCGAAGCUGCAACUAAGAUACAAUUAAAAUCUUUAGCAGAAGAAAUGCAAGCUAUAAUUAAGGGAUUAGAAAAGGUUAAGCAGGAGCUGGUUGCCUCUGAAAAUGAUGGUCCUGUAUCUGAAGUUUUCCGGAAGACAUUAAAGGAAUUUAUUUCUGUUGCUGAGACCGAGGUGGUGUCCUUAACAAAUCUAUAUUCUACGGUGGGUAGAAAUGCAGAUGCGCUUGCACUCUAUUUUGGUGAGGAUCCUGCCCGGUGCCCAUUUGAGCAAGUUACUGCAACGCUCUUAAAUUUCGUGAGGUUGUUUCGGAAAGCACAUGAAGAGAAUGUUAAACAGGCUGAACUGGACAGGAAGAAAGCCGAGAAGGAGGCUGAAAUGGAGAAAGCCAAGGAAACCAACCUUAAAAGGAAGAGUGUGAAAUAGUUGAAAAUCAGUUUCUAUAUUCCUACAAGGUAGUACGAUCCUUCCAAUCAGCAGAUACCCGUGCCGAUGAGAAUGACUGAAUUACAGGAACCGCUGCUUCUCGAGGACUUUUGACGUGCCUCCUAUUUCAUGCCUUCAGAGAUGUCGUAAACGAGGCUUUCAGGCCACUUGAAUUAUGCAUAAGGCUUCGGGAGACAUUUUCCAUGGGAAGAUAUCCAAAUCAAAUAACUACGAAUGAUUCAAUGAAAUUCUUUUUGGAGUAGUCGGACCGAACUUAUACGCAUAGAGUGGGUUAUGAGGAGAGUAGCAGAGGUUUAAAAUGCAAGCUAUCAAGGUAACUGCUAUGACCCUUCUCGCAUUAUUUUCUGAACCCUAAACUGGGUGGACCGGCAAGUCCAGGCAAUGAAUGAUUUCUUUUCAUCUGCCAUCAUUCAUCUGUCGUAUUUGUUUCGGCAUCAGAAUGGAUGCCAGUGGACUCAUAGAAGCCGGUGAGACCCACCGUACCAUGAAGGCAUGUAGUGUACAACUCUAACCAUCUUCAUAGUGUAGAAUUCAAUUCUUUUAUCUUGUAUUCUUGUAACAUAAUCUUUUGUUUUUUUGCAUUUUUCCAAGAAACAGGCCCGCCAUAGGGAGAGGUUGUAUAGGAUGUUAGGUUUUAGGAAAAAAGAGAAAUUAGAAGAGGGGCUUUCUUGAUGUAACUGUAAUAUAGCACCCGGAAUAUAUAGCCUGCCGAUUUUUAAAACC
Hibiscus syriacus is the source of this 5428-nucleotide messenger RNA. Its product is annotated as formin-like protein 20. The transcript has 17 exons. Bases 356 to 4684 code for a protein of 1442 amino acids. Lineage: Eukaryota; Viridiplantae; Streptophyta; Magnoliopsida; Malvales; Malvaceae. The record is from RefSeq and is a predicted model, not a curated record.